CAAAACAAUCAGACCACGCAUCAGAGGGACGCGGUUCGUGAUUGAUCGUGAUUUGUGCUGGCUUGAGAACUGUUUCUAGAAGUCAAGAUCUUGAGCUCGGUUUGAAUAUUUGUGAUUAGUUUAUUGAAAGUUGAGCAUUGUUUACUGUUCUUUCUUUUUGUUACAGUUUUUAAGCUGAAUAGCAGUAUAUUCAGUUCAACUGUUGAUAUUGGGGUUAGGGUUUAUUUAUUUGUCUAGUUUUGGGGAUUUUAAGUGUUGGGUUGGGUAGGAUUACUAGAUUCUUGAAUUGGGCUUGUGGGUGUUUUGGAUGAAAUGCGGCAAUUGUUGAUUGAUUGAUUGAUCGAGCUAAUUAGAAGCGGAUGAGACGCCGGCCGGCGUUGAAUAGCCCUUUAGAGCCAAUGGAUAAGGGAACGGGCAAACAUCAACAAAAGAGGCUAUGUUUUUUAGCUUCAUUGUCUGUAAUCUUUUGGAUUCUGUUGUUAUACUUUCAUUUUGCAGUACUUGGAAGUAAUACUGCUAGUGAAUCUACCCAAUUUCCGAUAAAUCCCACUAACCAGGAAUCUACCUCUGUCCAUUGGGUCAAUGCCCGUGUUACUGAACCCCAUAAAGAAGCCAGCAAUUUUGUUGAUAAUAAAUCUACCCAAAUACAAUCCAAUCCUGUUAUCCCAGAUCCCGUUCCUUCCGAUUUAUCUAAUGCUGGAGUUAAAGAAGAACCUGGCAAAAAAGCCACUGAUGAUGGUAAUGAUGAAAAGGAGAAUUUUCCAUUUAUCAGGGCAUUGAAAACAAUCGAGAACAAGAGCGAUCCUUGUGGAGGUAGGUACAUUUAUGUGCAUGAUCUUCCUCCGAGGUUUAAUGAGGAUAUGCUGAAGGAGUGUAGAAGAUUGAGUCUCUGGACCAAUAUGUGUAAGUUCAUGAAAAAUGCUGGACUAGGGCCUCCGCUUGAGAAUGUUGAGGGGGUGUUUUCCAAUACUGGGUGGUAUGCCACGAAUCAGUUUGCAGUUGAUGUGAUAUUCAAUAACAGGAUGAAGCAGUAUGAUUGCUUGACAGAUGAUUCUUCCAUUGCUGCAGCAAUUUUCGUGCCAUUUUAUGCAGGGUUUGAUGUUGCUAGGUAUCUUUGGGGGCAUAAUAUAUCAACCAGAGAUGCUGCUUCGCAUGAUUUGGUUGAUUGGCUAAUGAAGAGGCCUGAGUGGGGUAUCAUGGGUGGGAGGGAUCAUUUUCUGGUGGCAGGGAGGAUAACUUGGGAUUUCAGGAGAUUAACCGAUGAAGAAAAAGAUUGGGGGAAUAAGCUUUUGUUUCUCCCAGCUGCGAAGAAUAUGUCCAUGCUUGUGGUUGAAUCAAGUCCCUGGAAUGCAAAUGAUUUUGGCAUUCCGUAUCCGACGUACUUCCAUCCGGCUAAAGAUGCUGAUGUUUUUAUUUGGCAAGACAGGAUGAGGAAAUUGGAGAGGAAGUGGCUCUUUUCUUUUGCCGGUGCUCCACGUCCUGACAACCCCAAGUCAAUCAGAGGGCAGAUCAUUGACCAGUGUAAGAGUUCGAAGGUGGGCAAGCUGUUGGAAUGUGAUUUUGGGGAGAGCAAGUGUCAUUCCCCAAGCAGCAUAAUGCAGAUGUUUCAGAGCUCCCUCUUCUGCCUGCAACCUCAAGGAGAUUCAUACACACGGAGAUCUGCCUUUGACUCAAUGUUGGCCGGUUGCAUACCUGUCUUCUUCCAUCCAGGUUCGGCUUACACACAAUAUACUUGGCAUCUUCCAAAGAAUUAUUCUACAUAUUCGGUUUUCAUUCCGGAGGAUGACAUCCGUAAGAGAAAUAUUAGCAUAGAGGAAAGGCUCAGACAAAUUUCUCCUGAGCAGGUUAAGAUCAUGAGGGAGACUGUUAUCAAUCUUAUACCAAGGCUGAUAUAUGCAGAUCCUCGCGCAAAAUUGGAGACUCUUAAAGAUUCUUUUGAUGUUGCUGUACAGGCAGUCAUUGACAAAGUUACAAGGUUGAGGAGAAAUAUCAUUGAAGGUCGUACAGAAUAUGAUAAUUUUGUGGAGGAGAACGCAUGGAAAUAUGCUUUGCUAGAUGAAGGGCAACGUGAGGUAGGAGGUCAUGAGUGGGAUCCUUUCUUCUCAAAACCGAAGAAGGAUGGUAAUGGUGAAACUGAUGGUUCGUCAGCAGAAGCUGCAAAAAAAUCUUGGAAAAAUGAGCAAAGAGAUCAAUCACGGUAGCAGUUGAUUAUAUAACAACUGAUGUGAUGAUAUCUACUACCCACGGUUGCUCAGAACACGACUUUUGACCUCGAGUCAGGUGGGUUGUAGGCUUUGCUAUGAAAUCAUUGUAGAAACUGCCAUCAAGUAUAGGCCAUGCUCCAUGUUUUGGACCAGAAUAUACACAUUUUCUUCUUCUAAUACAGUUUUUAAUAUAGAAUCUCUUACAUGUUGCAAUCUGAAUUUGGCUUAGAAAUUCUUUGUAAUGUAUUGUAGCUCAGAAUUCAAUUUUUUGUCUUCCUAAGGUGUUCAACCAAUGCAUACUAGUAAUAAUCAUGAGUGAUUAACAAGUAUAUCUGAGUUAAUUGCAGUUAGC
Molecule: messenger RNA, 2556 nt
Organism: Pistacia vera
Lineage: Eukaryota; Viridiplantae; Streptophyta; Magnoliopsida; Sapindales; Anacardiaceae
Product: xyloglucan galactosyltransferase MUR3-like
Exons: 2
Coding region: 360-2201 (613 amino acids)
Molecular function (GO): glycosyltransferase activity
Source: RefSeq, a predicted model, not a curated record